AUGCCGCCUCCUGUGCGCUACAAGCCGCCUUUGCCGGUUCGUUUCAAGGUUCCGAAGGGCAACAUUGUGCCCCUGGCGCCCAACGAGCCGGACAUCCAGCUGGGAAAGACACUGGUGGCUGCCAAGCCGCAUCGCAUCACUGCAGACCAGAUCGAGCUCGGGCGGCGCACGCUCAGGAGGUUGAUGGGGCGAAAGGGCGACUUCCUUGUCAACGUUCAUGCCACCUACGCCGUCACCCAGAAGCCCCAUGGUGUAAAGAUGGGGCAGGGGAAGGGAAACAUCGAGUACUUCGUGGCCCGCGUCCCUGCAGGGCGGGUGAUGUUCAAGAUACCGUCCAUCAAUCCAUUGCCAGGCUGGGGUGCAAAAACUUGUGUGUAG
Molecule: messenger RNA, 378 nt
Organism: Symbiodinium sp. CCMP2592
Lineage: Eukaryota; Dinophyceae; Suessiales; Symbiodiniaceae
Source: the annotation of a GenBank genome assembly